Messenger RNA from Hyaloperonospora brassicae, 2136 nucleotides. The record is from the annotation of a GenBank genome assembly. NCBI's taxonomy places the organism in Eukaryota, Oomycota, Peronosporomycetes, Peronosporales, Peronosporaceae.
AUGCCUGCCGCUUGUUCAUCAGAUGGCCAUCUGAUGAACAUCUUGGAGCGUCCACAAGCGUGUGGAUGUUCUGCGAGUGAGUGCGAUGGCCUCACUUGCGGUACGGUCGUUAGCACGACUGCACAAGAUCACAGUGUAGUUGAUCACUACACUGUGGAGCAAGCUCUCGGCGGCUGUACAGAGGUACAUGCUGCGCCGAAGGUCCACCACUCGAAUAAGUCGAGUGGACCGGGACAUGGAUGCAUGCCUAGCGGGCAGCAUCUUAGACAGAAGAAACCUGUUGCCCCCAAGGGGCAACAUGGAAAUCCUAGGUCGACUGGAGAGUCGACCGUAGAGGAUCGGUGCCUGACUGUGGUUGCACAGCCACAGUCGGAAGACGUCGAGGGAAUAAGUCCCCACGUACUUGAGGAAGGAAUUCCUCAAGAGUCACUUGCUGAGGGAUCAGGCCUUCAGGAACCUGUGGAACGAAGUUCUCAAGAAGAAAAUGAGACGUUGAACGUCUUGGUUAAUGACGGAUCAAUCGUAGGCACUUAUACGCUUGAUCUGAUUGUGCCUUCGAAGUUAACUUCGGAGAUAACUCAAUUGCCAACGCUAGAACCGAAACGGUUCUUGAGUGAUCUGCGCAGUGGCAAAGUCAAGCAGAUCUGCAUACUCGUUGCAGAGGAUGUGUAUGUGACCGACAUUCGGUCGGCAACAGUAUUUGCCGAGAACGAACGGGUUCUCAGCAGCUCAUCGAUGGACGAAAGUGUCCUCGAGGAGAAGACUCGGAUUGAGCGAUACACGUCUCAAUCCUGGGAGUCACUUCAGGCAAAUCCUUUGUAUAAGGAUUUGAUCGAAUUUAAGGAUGUAUUCCCUGAAUCCGUACCUUGCGAGUUGCCUAAGGACAAAGGCACUCGACACGAGAUCGAGCUCAAACCGGGCUCGAAGUACUGUGUCAUGAAGCAGUGGACACUGCCUCGUGAACAAGUACUAGCGAUCGACAAGUUCUUUGCCGAUCGCUUAGUAGCGGGCUAUGUGAGGGAAUCAACAUCCCCUCACAUAUCUCCGACCUUCUGUGUGCGAAAGGCCACAGGAGGGUGGCGGAUAGUGCACGCAUUCAACAAGUUGAAUGCUGCAACGGUACCGGCUCAGACGCCGAUACCGAGGAAGGACGUCAUAAUAGAUGGUAUGUCAAAGAGUACCAUCUUUUCUUCCAUGAAUCUGAUGGAUGGAUUCUAUCAGAUCCUCAUGCGUGAGCGGGACAUCCCGUUCACGGCAGUGAGUACCCCCAGCGGGAUGCUGUGGGAGUGUCUAGUGAUGCCACAGGAGCUGAGUAAUGCCCCUGCAACAUUCAACAGAUGUGUCACAAAUCUGUUGAGACCGGUGCGAGACUUCGCACCGAGUUACUUCGACGAUGUGUUUGUCCAUAGACGGGCUAUGGACGGAAAGACGGACGUUGAAGUUCACAGAACUCACGUUCGUCAGGUUCUUCAACUUAUGCGCAAGUAUAAGUUGUACGCCAACCCUAAGAAGUGUAUAUUCGCGGCUAGCGAAAUACCACUUCUUGGGUGCAUCGUGGGUAAACACGGCGUACGCCCUGAUCCCGAAAAGAUCAAGGCGAUCACCGACUGGCCAGUGCCAGUCGAUGUCAAGGGACUAAGGAAGUUCCUUGGCCUAGCGGCGUACUUGCACAAGUACUCGCGCAACUACGCCGAGAUGACGGUACAUCUUUCUUGCUUGCGCAAGAAAAAUGUCAAGUGGUCAUGGAACGCUGAGUGCCAGCGUUCCUUUGAAGGUAUCAAGCAAAGCUUGAUGAAAUCGCCGAUCUUGGCGAUUGCAGAUCAGGACAGACCAUUUCAUGUGGUCUGUGACGCCAGCGAUUUUGCAAUCGGCUGUGCGUUAAUGCACUUCGACGCAGAUGGCGCGGAGCGCGUCAUCUGUUAUCAGUCGCGUCAGCUGCAAGCAGCUGAGCGUAAUUACCCAGUGCAUGACAAGGAACUCCUUGCCAUGAAAUACGCACUAGCUAAGUUCCGGGUCUAUCUCCUCGUAGAUAGACCGUUCAUCGUGUAUACCGACCAUGCGUCAAUACGCACGGCCGUAAAAAUCCCGCACCUCUCGCAAAGGAUGGUGAGGUGGCUGUCUUUCUUCGGGGAGUAA